This is a messenger RNA of Lutra lutra (Eurasian river otter), 1778 nucleotides long. RefSeq names its product BTG anti-proliferation factor 1 (gene BTG1). The record is from RefSeq and is a predicted model, not a curated record. Gene Ontology annotation, biological process: negative regulation of mitotic cell cycle; negative regulation of cell population proliferation. Lineage: Eukaryota; Metazoa; Chordata; Mammalia; Carnivora; Mustelidae. The transcript is spliced from 2 exons. Bases 315 to 830 code for a protein of 171 amino acids. Gene Ontology annotation, cellular component: nucleus; cytoplasm.
UUCUCUUCGCCCCUCCGAGCUGGAAAUGCAACUGUUGGGAGCUUCGGAGGCUGGGGAGCUGGACGCGGAGGCGGCUGGGGAAGUCCGAGCGAUGUGACCAGGCCGCCGUCGCUCGUCUCUUCCUCCCGCCUGCCGCCUCCUGUCGUGAAAAUAACUUUUUUACUAUAAAGGAGAAAAAAAGUAGCUGUCCGUCCCUCCCGCCCUCUUUUCCUCUCAGCCCUCUCACCUGCGAGGGAGCCCGGGGUGGCCGCUCCGCCGUCGGGGCCGCGCCGCCGAGCCCCGGCCGCCCCGGGCCGCCCCCGCCCGCCGCCCCCAUGCAUCCCUUCUACACCCGGGCCGCCACCAUGAUAGGCGAGAUCGCCGCCGCCGUGUCCUUUAUCUCCAAGUUCCUCCGUACCAAGGGGCUCACGAGCGAACGACAGCUGCAGACCUUCAGCCAGAGCCUCCAGGAGCUGCUGGCAGAACAUUAUAAACAUCACUGGUUCCCAGAAAAGCCGUGCAAGGGAUCAGGUUACCGUUGUAUUCGCAUCAACCAUAAAAUGGAUCCUCUGAUUGGACAGGCAGCACAGCGGAUUGGACUGAGCAGUCAGGAGCUGUUCAGGCUUCUCCCAAGUGAACUCACACUCUGGGUUGACCCCUACGAAGUGUCCUACAGAAUUGGAGAGGAUGGCUCCAUCUGCGUGCUGUACGAAGCCUCACCAGCAGGAGGUAGCACUCAAAACAGCAGCAACGUGCAAAUGGUAGACAGCAGAAUCAGCUGUAAGGAGGAACUUCUCUUGGGCAGAACAAGCCCUUCCAAAAACUACAAUAUGAUGACUGUAUCAGGUUAAGAUAUAGUCUAUGGAUGGAUCAUCUUAUAAUGGAUGGAUAAAUUUGAUUUUUGCUUUGGGUGGGCUCCUCUUGGGGAUGGAUUAUGGAAUUUAAACCAUGUCACAGCUGUGAAGAUCUGGCACAAGAUAGAGUGGUAAAAAAAAUUUUUUUUUAAGUGACAGUGCCAUAGUUUGGACAGUACCUUUCAAUGACUUAAUAGCCUGUGAGUCCAAGUAAAUGAUCACUUUAUUUGCUAGGGAGUGAAGUCCUAGGGUGGUUUCAGUUUCUCCCAGAUGUUACACCUAAAUUUUUUCCAUCAACCCCUUUAAGGCAAAUCUGUAUUUCAAAGAACCUUUCUCUGCAGUAGAUCUUGCAGAGGAAAUUUGCACUAUUACACUUGAAAAUUGUUAACUUUUUUGGCAGCUCAGUAGGAAAGCUCAACAUUUUAAAUGUGGUAGUACUGGAAAUUUUGACAAGACUUUUACCUAGCACUUAAAUAUGUAUAAAUGUACAUAAGACAAACCUAGUAAGCAUGACCUGGGGAAAUGGUCAGACCUUGUAUUGUGUUUUUGGCCUUGAGAGUAGCAAGUGACCAGAAUCUGCCAUGGCAACAGGCUUUAAAAAAGACCCUUAAAAAGACACUGUCUCAACUGUGGUGAUAGCACCAGCCAGCUCUCUGUACAUUUGCUAGCUUGUAGUUUUCUAAGACUGAGUAAACUUCUUAUUUUUAGAAAGUGGAGGUCUGGUUUGUAACUUUCCUUGUACUUAAUUGGGUAAAAGUCUUUUCCACAAACCACCAUCUAUUUUGUGAACUUUGUUAGUCAUCUUUUAUUUGGUAAAUUAUGAACUGGUGUAAAUUUGUACAGUUCAUGUAUAUUGAUUGUGGCAAAGUUGUACAGAUUUCUAUAUUUUGGAUGAGAAAUUUUUCUUCUCUCUAUAAUAAAUUGUUUCUUAUCUUGGCAUUUUAA